GCGCUCCCCGCCUUUAUAACCCCGACUGGCCUUUUCGAAUUCAAUGUCAUCCCAUUCGGCAUCAAGAACUCGCCCGCCGAGUUCCAACGCGCAAUGGAGUCCUCCUUCGCACCGCUGCUUGGAGAAAAUGCGUUCGCCCACAUUGACAACAUCGUCAUUUGUGGACAGGACUUCCACAGCGUACUACAGCGGGUCAAGCUCUCCCCGGAACAGUGCAGGAAACCCGGCUUCUACUUGCGCAUGGACGGGGGGGGAUGGUUUAAGGAUGAA
Messenger RNA from Gregarina niphandrodes, 270 nucleotides. RefSeq names its product pol protein. NCBI's taxonomy places the organism in Eukaryota, Apicomplexa, Conoidasida, Eugregarinorida, Gregarinidae. The record is from RefSeq and is a predicted model, not a curated record. The transcript has a single exon. The annotation marks the transcript as partial.